Molecule: messenger RNA, 1738 nt
Organism: Xenia sp. Carnegie-2017
Lineage: Eukaryota; Metazoa; Cnidaria; Anthozoa; Malacalcyonacea; Xeniidae
Product: regulator of chromosome condensation-like
Cellular component (GO): cytoplasm
Molecular function (GO): guanyl-nucleotide exchange factor activity
Source: RefSeq, a predicted model, not a curated record
AAACGAAACGAAAAGCGAAUGAGCGCGAUAUCUGAAUUGAAAAACUGAUCAAUAAACAAAGGAUUAAUCAUAUAUCAUAUUCUCUGUUUGUCUUAUGCAAGAAUUUUGGGAUUUGAAACGUUCACAUCCGGAACAUCGUCCAAGCAACUUUUAAUUUUAGUAAAAUGCCAAGAACACAAAAACGGAAAGCUCCUUCUCAGAAGAAAUCUGGUGAAAGUAAAAGGAAAGUCACCAAUGGUGUAAAGUCAAACCUGCCAUCUGGUUUUACUCUUUCAAUGGGUCAAGGUGAUACAGGACAACUGGGUCAAGGUGAUGAAGUCUACGAGAGAAAAAAACCUGGUUUUGUUAGUGGUCUAGAAAAUAUUGAUAUCAUACAGAUUGUGGCAGGUGGUAUGCAUUCAUUAGCUGUCAGUAGCAAUGGAAUUGUAUACUCAUGGGGCUGCAAUGAUGAAGGUGCUCUUGGUCGAAAGGCAACACAAAAGGACAGUGAUGAGUGGUUUGCAAAGGAAGUAGAAUUACCAGAAGAUGUUCAUGUUAUCUCUGUCUCAGCUGGUGACAGUCAUAGUGCUGCAUUAACAAGUUCAGGAACAGUUUAUGCCUGGGGUACAUAUAGGGACAUGAGCGGACAGGUUGGUCUACGACCUGAUGGUAAGAAGUCAACUCCCAUAGAAAUUUUAAAGUUAACCAAUGAUAAAGUUACCAAGGUUGUCUCAGGCAAUGAUCACACAGUUGCAUUAACACAAUCAGGUGAUAUAUACACUUGGGGGAGUGCUGACCAAGGACAACUUGGUAGAGUUGGUGGUUACUUUAGUUCAAGAGGUGGCAGACGUGGCUUGCAAUUCAUCUUAAUUCCUCGUAUUGUUCGAAUGAGGAAGGCCACAAAAUUCAGAGAUAUUUUUGCUGGCAGCUUUUGUACAUUCGCAAUUGAUAAAAACUCUCCAUCAGUGUAUGUGUGGGGCUUAAAUAAUUAUGGACUUGGCAACGGGGAAAAUAACAAUUCAUACUUUCCUAUGAAAUCAAAACCAUUGUCAGCUUUGAACAAUGAUACAAAUCAAUCAAUUCACAUAGCAAGUGGUCAACAUCACUCUGUUGUCUUGACAACAGAUGGAAAGGUAUUCAGUGUUGGACGUGCUGAUUACGGUAGACUGGGACUGGGUGAAGAGGCUAAGGAUCAGCUUGUCCCUGUUGAAGUGGCGUCUUUUGGAGAUCAAAGAGUACAACAGGUAUCAUGUGGGGAAGUAGUUAGUUUUGCAGUGACAGAAGAUGGACAUCUCUACUCUUGGGGCAUGGGUUCCUGUUUGCAGCUUGGUAGUGGAAAUGAUGAUGAUGUCUUUAGUCCAAUUUUGGUUGAAGGCAAGAAUCUUAUCGUGGCAGAACACAAAGUUUUAAUGGUUGAUGCUGGAGGACAGCAUACAUUAAUUUUGGCUCAAAAGAAAAAUGAAUGAUCAUUUGAAUUGAAUCUGAAGCAAAACUGAUGGCUAGUUUUUAAAUUUUCACUUAACAAUUUUUGUGAGCACUUUAAGAGCAAUCUUCUUGAGUGUUGAAAGGUGAAAACGAUCAAGUUUAUAUUUUGUUAUAAUAAUGACUUGUGAAUACAUUCAUUUUGUUGAGAUAUUGCUUUGAAUUUUUUUUAUAGAACUAAUAAGAGAUGCAUUUGUAUUAUGAAUUGUUUGUAAUUGUGAAGUAGUAGUUCUUACAUCUUAAUAAAUCUCAUUUUAUCAUUGGUAUGUCUGAUAAA